Molecule: messenger RNA, 2997 nt
Organism: Haliotis rubra (blacklip abalone)
Lineage: Eukaryota; Metazoa; Mollusca; Gastropoda; Lepetellida; Haliotidae
Product: mucin-2-like
Exons: 10
Coding region: 217-2466 (749 amino acids)
Source: RefSeq, a predicted model, not a curated record
CCCGCCAACCUAUUGUCCGCCAUCUUGCUACAUGCCGUGUGAACAGAGCGGAAGCAGGGAGACAUGUUGAGCCUAGUGCCGGGUAAAUAAAAAGUUGGGUGGGUCUUUAGACGGAAUGUGAUUCUCGCCACACUGCAUCAGGCGCUGGAAAUAGUUCCAGCAUGAGACGGGUCUGUGGGUAUAAGAGACGUGAAGCUUAAUCAUGUGUACUGUGAUAUGACAGAAUCUUUCAUUAUCAAGAUGUAUCUAUAUGUUGUGGUUGUCUUGGGUUUCUUGCCGAGUGCACAGCCGCAGACGGAGGCCAUUUAUCACGGAUGUACACACAACAGUCAAUGCCCUGACAACGCCAGUUGUUUACCUUAUGGUUGCCGUGGUUACGUCUGUCUGUGUCACAUGGGGUACGUUGUGUCACGUACCAGGUUUUCGUGCCUCACAGCGGGCAACGUGAGUGACACGUGCGACAGCACUGUGAAAUGUCUUGGCGGGGUGUACGCCUCAUGUGUCAGUGGACGAUGUGAGUGCUUGUCGAUUGCACGAGUAACAGAAAUGAACACCUGUGUGGCAGCACGGAGUGCAAGGGUCGCCGGGGCCACGUGCUCUCCGUCGGACACGUGCCCCACGCACGCCUCGUGCACCGGGGGCACCUGUCAGUGCGAUGCAGGUUAUCGCCAGAGAAGCAGCGAGGAAUACUGGAUGUCUAACUUCAAUUUCAGAGUCUUGCAAUGGUGUGCCGUUAUCUACAACAACGUCUACACCUACAACAUCUACUCCUGCAACUACCACAACAACCACAACUACUCCAUCUACCACAACUACAACACCCACGACUACCACAACUACCACAACACCACAACAACAACACCUACUACGACGACACCACCUACAACAACUACCACACCUACAACGACAACUACUACUACGACAACGACAACACCGUCAGUUACAACCCAAAGUUCUCCUACAACCACCACUACAACUACGAUGAAGCCAACCUCGACAUCUGCCACUGUCAAGCCAAUACUGGACACGUGCACAUCCCCCAGUGAGUGUCCAGACAACGCCAGCUGCCGACCUAAUGGGUGUCGAGGGGUAACCUGUCUUUGUAACGUAGGGUACGUCCCUGCUCCGGAUCUAACCAUCUGCUUGAAAGCUUCCAACAUCAGCGACGUCUGCGACGUCAACUCUAAAUGUCUCAGCCCCUUCGCCUACUGCAGCAACGGCGUCUGUGACUGCAUCAGCUUCUUCAGAAAGACGACGUUGAACACAUGCUCGCAGAUGGGGACCAAGGUCAUCAGUGAGGACUGUAGUCCAGGAAUUGACGACUGUGGGCUGUUCGCGGAAUGUCGGGACCGGAAGUGCGUGUGCGAAAGUGGCUACCGGGAGAAAAAAAACGAGGAAUUCUGGGCUGAACCUGACAGUGUCGUUGAGUGUGUUCAAGAGACGUUUUCGCUAGAUUCAUGCGGUGAUGAAACAAAGCCACAGACCACAACCAUUACCUCUUUGACCACUACCACCACUACAGCAACGACUACCUCCACGACAACCUCUACCUCCACGACAACCUCUACAACACCACCAACAACAACGACGACCCCAACAACGUCCACUUCUACAACAACGACCCCAUCAACGUCUACUUCUACGACAACGACCACAUCUACGACAAUUUCAACGACGACUUCAUCAACGUCCACUUCUACGACAACGACCCCAUCUACGACAAUUUCAACGACAACGACACCAACCCCAUCUACGACAAUUUCAACGACAACGACUUCAUCAACGUCUACCUCUACGACAACGACCCCAUCUGCGACAAUUUCAACGACAACGACACCAUCAACGUCCACUUCUACGACAACGACCCCAUCUACGACAAAUUCUACGACAACGACUUCAUCAACGACGACUUCCACAACAACGACUUCAUCAACGACCACCACUACACCAACCCCACCAACUGCUGCAGAAACAUCAGCAAUCACUUCAACUUCCACACCACCAACCACGGUCACUACUCCGAUCACACUUACCUAUCCAUCGUCAACCACCGCUUCAACAACCACCGUGGGUUCCACGACCACAACAGCAUCAAUUCCCGCAACAUCCACAGUUCAAACGACUUCGUCUGAAACCGGAACUGCAACGACAACUGCUCUGCCGACAAUACCAACAACGGCUAGAACAUCUACAUCCCUAAACAGUCAACAAACGUCGACAUUAAGGACAUCUGCUCCACCUUCAACCACAUAUACAACAUCCCCAAAAUCAACAUCUUACACUCAGACGACAACCACAUACACACCAUCAACCCAACAAUCAACAGCGUAUACUCAGACGUCAACGUCAACUACACCAUCGACAAAAUCUUCAACAAUGCCUGAAGCUUCAAAGCCAUCUACUGCAGAUGCAGUAACGUCAUCGUCAUUGGGGUUCUCUCCAGAUGACAAUGUCAUUGGACACUGACGCCAGACAAAGUACCCCGGUAGUUCCAGGAGAUGAAGAUUUUUCAAAAGUGGCUUUAAUUGCAUCCGUCUGUACAGCUGUUGUUAUCCUCGUCGUUGUCAUCGUCGUCGUUACCGUCCUGUGUCGAAAACGCUGCCGUUACAAACGGCGUUUGGAAGUGACCAAUGACCAGACUGUUCUCAACACCUAUUAUGACGGACACCGUCGGGAAGACCCCACCAGACCUUGCUACAUGGUUGAAACAUAGCAUCCCAACAUGGAAACGGUCAGAUUUGCUGGAUCUCAGACGACGGUGCAACAGUCGUAAUGUUAGAUACUUGUACAUAAACAUACAUUUGAAAGACAAUGAUAAAUACACUUCCACUGAUUUCCGACGUCGGGGUCCAAGGGCGUUUCAAUAGUGUAAGGACAGCCUUCUUCGAGCUGCGUCCCUUGGUGAGGUCCGGGUUCGAAUCUCGGUUUAUGUCAGCAACAUAACUGUGUUCAUGGGUCUUCCCAUGGUAAACUUGGUGACGUCUUUUGAAGUCUGGA